UUAGACACUUGCUGCUCAACACAUCUCCUUUCGCCGAUGCUAAGACGAAGAAAACAACGACCCCAAUCCCUACCUCCAACUUAACUUCAUCCGAUCUCGAUUUCACGAGAUCAUCAAUACCCGGCUAGCACGGAGUGGUGGCCAUAUUGGACUUUACGAUAGCGUUAGAUGGCUGAUGGUUAUCAGCGAUACCAGCAGGGAGCUGGCCACAGUCUCUGGAACCCCUCGUUAGAGGGGGGUUUUUACAGAGCGCAUAAUCAACGGGCUGCAUCCCCAGUCAGUACCGGCCGAGGCCUUUACGCAAACGACACUCCAUCCCCCUCUCGAUCUCCUGGCCCGCACGCUGGAGCGCACAAUCGAUUCGGGAUGUUCGGUGGGGGCCACAAUGCCAACCAGCGCAACAUUCUCCAAAAUGGCAUGGGAGCGGCGCAAUAUGCCCUUCAUAUGAACUCCACCAGAGGCUUCCAGGGCCAUGGUCAACAAGCGCAUACACCACACGCCCAACACCAGGACCACGCGACGCCGAAUUCUCGACACAACUUUCCGAACCAUCAACAUAACCUCUCUGGCAGCGAAGCUCAACCUCACGCGCAACAGCCGCACGGAAUCGCUCAGUAUGUUAGCACAGAAAUGGCGAAAAACUACGGUGAGAAUUAUACCAUGCAACUUCAGGCAUACCAGCAAUCCGCGGAGAUGAGCGGUCCGAAUGCCCACGCGAGAAGUCACGGAGGACAGAGGAGCAUGAUUGCAGCGGCAACGAAUGGUCUCACCAAAGAGAGGGAUAAGGAGGAGCGCAACCGUGGCAGUCAUAUCAGCGUGGAGGUUAAUGGGUCAAAACUCUACUUCGAUGCUAUCGACGUUGGCGGCCACAAGAUCCGAAACCUUUCUCCUUCUCUGUUCAAUUAUACGUUCCUCACGCGACUCAUCCUCAACCACAACAGCCUGCAAUACCUCCCCUCGCAAAUCGGCCGUUUGAGAGGGCUCAUCCAGCUUGAUGUAUCAUUCAACCAUCUACGAGAGUUACCUCCGGAGAUUGGAAUGCUGACCAACCUGCGCGAACUGCUCCUAUUCCGAAACUAUCUCGAAGUCUUACCACCGGAGCUGGGAUGUCUGUAUCAGCUGGAAAUGCUGGGUGUCAUCGGCAAUCAACUUCCAGAUGAGGUCACAACAAUCCUCAAGGACGAGGGUACCGGACCACUCAUCAAAUUCUUGCGUGAGCAAGCACCGGUGCCUCCACCCCCUGUCGAGCGAGAUUGGAUCGUUUUGGAUGACACUCCCGUCACCGCCAAUGAGAAGAUCACCGUGAUGACCUACAACACCCUUUGUGACAAGUACGCGACACAAUCUCAGUAUGGUUAUACUCCUUCCGCCGCAUUGUUGUGGACACACCGCCGGGACCUGGUUCUCGAAGAAAUCCGUGGUCGCGACUCGGACAUUGUAUGUCUUCAAGAAAUCGAUCAGAGGAGCUACAACGAAUUCUUCCGACCCUCGCUCGCGCACAAUGACUACAAGGGGGUCUACUGGCCGAAGGGCCGCGCGAAAACCAUGGGCGACAAGGAUGCCGAGCUCGUCGAUGGCUGUGCGACGUUCUACAAGAACAGCAAAUUCAUUCUCCUCCAGAAAGAGGUGAUCGAUUUUGCGAAUCAAGCCAUUAACCGACCGGACAUGAAAGGCGAACAUGAUAUCUUCAACCGUGUCAUGCCGAGAGACGAUAUCGCAACCGUGUCGUUUCUGGAAAACCGCAUGACUGGCGCCCGACUCAUGGUCGUGAACGCCCAUAUCUUCUGGAACCCGGUGUUCAAGGAUGUCAAAGUCAUUCAAGUCGCGAUUCUCCUGGAACAGCUUGGGGUUCUCGCCGAGAAAUUCACGAAGGUCGCACCUUGCAGUGAGAAGGACAAAGUCCUGUUCAAAUUCGCGAACAGCGAUCAGGACGAGGCUGCCGCACCGCCGGAAGAGCAACCCAAUCCCGCACCAUCGAAGAAAUAUUCCUCCGGGACCGAUAUUCCGGUGAUCAUGUGCGGUGAUUUCAACAGCAUGCCCGGAUCCGGCGUCUACGACCUCAUCGCGCACGGUAACCUCUCCCACGCGCACAGCGACCUCAUGAACCGCAAGUACGGCAACUUUACUAAGGAAGGCGUCGGCAUGAGUCACCCGUUCAAGCUGAAGAGCAGCUACAGCAACAUCGGGGAGCUGUCCUUCACCAACUACACUCCAACGUUCACCGGCGUCAUCGACUACAUCUGGUACUCCGCCAAUGCGUUCCAAGUCACGGGCCUUUUGGGUGAAGUGGAUAAGGACUAUCUGGCGUGCGUUCCUGGUUUCCCGAACUAUCAUUUCCCGAGUGAUCAUCUUGCGCUCUUGGCGGAGUUUGCGGUGAAGGCGCGGAAGGAUAGAUAGGUGGGCGCGGAAGGCAAAAGAGUCAGCCGGGGUGCAUAGAGCUUUUCUAGAGGUAUCCUGAACAUCAGAGCGGUGGAACGGCAUAUUAUCCCGGCUAUUUGUCGAUAGAUCCGUUGGAAAGUCGAGGCAUUCGGGAAACACUGGUGCUGAUGCAGGCCUAGGAUUGUGGUGUGAUUUUUUUCUCUCUCUUCAUCGGGCGCCUCUGCGAUCCAUUAGGGGUGUGGCAUGGACAUCCAGGCGUUUGUAAACCAUGUGGGAGGAGUUUGAAUUUGCGGUUCGUUUUUUCUGCGUGGUGGUUAUGAUGGGCUUCAUGUGUUGUCCUUUCUUUAGGCUAGGUUAGCUGGUUGGCUUUGCAGACCAUCAGGGUCUGUGAUCUAGUCAUCAAGACUCGUCAAUAAUUCAUUCAAUUACCCUUG
Molecule: messenger RNA, 2813 nt
Organism: Eremomyces bilateralis CBS 781.70
Lineage: Eukaryota; Fungi; Ascomycota; Dothideomycetes; Eremomycetales; Eremomycetaceae
Product: glucose-repressible alcohol dehydrogenase transcriptional effector
Exons: 2
Coding region: 169-2397 (742 amino acids)
Biological process (GO): nuclear-transcribed mRNA poly(A) tail shortening
Cellular component (GO): cytoplasm; nucleus; CCR4-NOT complex
Molecular function (GO): poly(A)-specific ribonuclease activity
Source: RefSeq, a predicted model, not a curated record